AUGAACUCCGUCGCGGCAAAGCGACUCUUCUCAGAGUACAAGUCACUCAGCACCGACCCACCAGAAGGCAUCACCGCAGGACCAGUCAAUGAAGAUGACCUCUUCGUGUGGGAGGCGCUGAUUCAAGGACCAGAGGGCACACCUUUCGAAGGUGGCAUAUUUCCAGCAGAACUAAAGUUCCCGCGUGAUUAUCCUCUCAUGCCGCCUGUCAUGAAGUUCACAUGCGACAUCUGGCACCCCAACGUAUACCCAAAUGGCACAGUGUGCAUAUCCAUCUUACAUCCUCCCGGUGACGAUCCCAACCACUACGAGCAGGCCAGCGAACGAUGGAGUCCAAUUCAGAGCGUCGAGAAGAUCUUGAUCAGUGUCAUGAGCAUGAUUGCUGAGCCGAACGACGAGAGUCCAGCGAAUGUGGAUGCGGCACGACAGUGGAGAGAGCGGAGGAAGGAAUACGAGGCAAGAGUCAAGGCAGACGUCAGAAGGAGCUUGGGGCUAUGA
Fulvia fulva is the source of this 498-nucleotide messenger RNA. Its product is annotated as Ubiquitin-conjugating enzyme E2. The record is from RefSeq and is a predicted model, not a curated record. Bases 1 to 498 code for a protein of 165 amino acids. The transcript has 2 exons. NCBI's taxonomy places the organism in Eukaryota, Fungi, Ascomycota, Dothideomycetes, Mycosphaerellales, Mycosphaerellaceae. Gene Ontology annotation, cellular component: cytosol; endoplasmic reticulum.